GUCCCGUUGCUACGAAAAGGGUGAAAAUGUCCGACAGCGAUUCAGAAGAAAGUGAUUCUCUAGACCAAGAAAAAUGGCACGACGAUACAACGACAAACAAGUCGGACUUGCCAUCCGAAUAUUGGCAUCUCCAGAAACUUCUGAAGUACAUCAAGGUCGGAAAUCAAACUGCCACAAUAAUCGCCCUGGCAUGUAUGAAAGAUCUUGACUUGAAUUCAGAUAUAGCCUUGUUGGCAAUUAAGGAUAUCGGAGGUUUGGAAAUAUUAAUCAACUUGUUGGAAACAAACGUUCACAAAUGUGUGUUAGGCUCCCUGCAAGUAUUAGAAUCUGUAUCAGAGAAGAACGAUGUAAAAAAAGAAUUGACUGAACUUGGCGCCGUUCCACUUCUUGUCGGUCUUCUCAAAUCGUCUGAACCACAGCUUCAAAGUCUAGCAGCGACGACGAUUUCUUACUUGGCGACUACUUCAAAAGCAAGGAACCUAGUCAGACAUGCAGGAGGCAUACCGAUACUGGUUGACCUUUUAGACGUUCCAAAGAGUUUCCUCACAACACCUACAAGCUCAUUAACAGAUGCUGAACAGAAGAUUUUAAACAUAGUGACUGGCAGUGGAAAAGCACUGUGGGCUCUUUCUUUAUCAAGGCGGAAUAAAGAAUUAAUGAGAAAAGCUGGCCUUGUUUCAAUACUAGCCAGGUUUCUUUCAUCAGUACAUGAAGAUAUUCUACUUUACACUCUUGGGACAAUUGAUGAAUGUUCAUCUGAAAGAUGUUAUCAACUUGACAUUCAAAGUGAGUCAAUGAUUGGUGAUAUGGUUAGAUUUCUUUCUGCGGAAAAUGCGCUGCUAAAAAAGCACUGUGCUUCUGCUAUUUUCAAGUGUGCAGAGGACGAGCACACGAGGAGAUUAGUCAGGGAAUUCGGCGGGCUAGAGCCGCUUGUCGAGUUAAUAAGCAAAGAGGAAAAUAAAGAGGAUAAGGCUCUAUUGUCGGCUGCAACAGGAGCAAUAUGGAAGUGUGCAAAGUCGAUAGAUAAUGUUCGAAGGUUGGAUCAACUUGAUAUUAUAACAGUUCUUGUUGAACUCUUGAAAGAUGAAGAUGAACAGGUAUUAAAAAAUGUUGCUGGAGCCCUUGCCGAGUGUGCAAAAUUACAACACAAUCGAGACAAUAUUGGUAAAAGUGGUGGUAUAGAAGCUCUUGUUUCGUUGUUGAAUUUAACAAAUCGAGCUUUAUUAGAAAAUGUGACAAAAGUUCUUGGAGAAUGUGGAAAUGAAGUUGAAUGUAUGGCUAAAAUAGAGGAGCUCGAUGGAGUAAGAUUAAUUUGGUCACUGCUGAAAAAUAAAUCACCCCGAGUUCAAGCCAGCGCAGCUUGGGCCUUGGUUCCUUGCAUUAGCAAUUCUAAUGACUGUGGAGAGACGGUCAGAAGUUUGGUUGGAGGAUUAGAAUUAAUUGUAAGCCUUUUAAAGAGUAAAGACAAAGCGGUUUUGGCAAGUGUAUGCGCUGCUUUAGCCCAUAUAGCACAAGAUCAGGAUAAUUUAGCAGUAAUAACAGACCAUGGUGUUGUUCCUUUACUUUGCAAUCUUGUCCAUGCUGAAGAGGAUGAUCUACGUGAACACCUCGCUAUGGCUAUAGCUCAGUGUUGUAAAUGGGGAAACAAUUGCUUUGAAUUUGGACGAUUAGGAGCAGUUGCACCUCUUGUAACUUACAUGGGGAGCAAAGAAAGGAGAGUCCACAGGACGACCGCACUUGCCUUGAAUAACAUAUCACAAGACCCGUUCAACUGUGUGACACUCCAUCAUAGCGGCGUCGUACCAUAUUUAUUACAAACGAUUUCAUCAUCUGACGAAUCUUUACAAGAAGCUUCAGCAGGUUGUUUAAGCAACAUAAGGAAACUUGCAUUAGCAGUAGAUCAUCUCAGCAGACUAUAAAAGAACUUCAUAUUCAUCCAUUGCUCCAGUGGAAAGAUAUAUUUUAAAGACAAAUGAAUUUUUAUUGAGUAAGCCAGUCCACAUAUUAAUAUAAGUUAGGAUAAGUAAUCCUGAACCGGCACUGGGUCACUUAUUUAGUCUGUCAUCAUCGUGGACUUGUUGAACUUCUCAACCGCGUUCAGUAGUUCAUCUUCAGUAUGGAACUAGAUUGAGAUGGCACAAUGCCAAAAUACGUUUGAAUAGUUCAACUAACCUGCAAAUGAUCCAAUGCCGGUUCACCAUGAGUUCAUCAACACACAGACAAUAAGUAAGCUAGGAUUAGUUAUUACUGAGGGCUCACCAACCCAGUACUGAACGAAGGAAUGUUUUUUAAAAACCUGAAGGUUGCAGAAAUGCGACAAGCAAUAUCCCCAAUAAAUAACAAAAAAGAAAAAGUUAUUUAUUGAGGGAAAGUUUUCGCAUAUUGGACAAGGCUCAUCAAGCUGAGGGACACCAUAAAUUUGGGACUUUGUCAACUGGACGGACUUUGCAUUACACUGUAAGGAUAUCAACAAAGGACCAGAGAGCUACAUAAUAGAAGCACUCUAGAAUUACAACGGGUUGCAGGACAACCAGGUCAUGACCAAAGCUUGCAAGAAGGGCAUUCCUUCCCCUCCGUCCUUGUUGGGAAACCAAUAUAAAAGGGAUUAGAUUGGGAAAAGCAAAAAUGGGUCAGUCAGACAGACAUGACUAUCGAGGGUCGAUAUGAGUCAGAGUCAACUGUCAAAGAGCAACCCAAUUCAGGGUGAGUUGACUGUUCAGUGCCUGGGCAGCAGCAGAAAGGGCAGACUCAGUCAGAGGAUUCAGUCUGCUAGAGUCAGAAAGGGGACAGGCAAACAAGUCAAAACAGUUGACUUGCAACGAGCGGCGCGAUAUAGGAUGUCAAUUUGUUUGCAAAGCAGAAUAAAGGAUAGACUCAAUCAGCUAGAGUCAGAAAGGGGACAGCCAAUCAGACAAGUCAAAUAGAGUCGACAGUCGAAGAACAACAUGAUGGAGGAAGUCAUUUUGUUUGGAAAGUAGUAGAAAGGAUAGAACCUCAGCUAAAGUCAAAAAGAGGACAGCCAGAUGAGUCGACUGUUGAGCGUCAAGGCAAUAGCAGAAAGAAGAAACCAGGAGUAGCUGGAAACUGUGGAAAAUUGUGUAGGUGAGCACCGUUUGGGUUAAGUUCAUUUUCUGAAUAAACUCACCCCUAGAGUAGAGUUUUGUUUGGUUGUUUUUGUGUUCAUUCCAUUCCCAUUUGUACAGUGA
Molecule: messenger RNA, 3206 nt
Organism: Cimex lectularius (bed bug)
Lineage: Eukaryota; Metazoa; Arthropoda; Insecta; Hemiptera; Cimicidae
Product: armadillo repeat-containing protein gudu-like
Exons: 11
Coding region: 27-1919 (630 amino acids)
Molecular function (GO): protein binding
Source: RefSeq, a predicted model, not a curated record